Messenger RNA from Bufo bufo (common toad), 2022 nucleotides. It is a transcript of the gene NKAIN1, whose product is annotated as sodium/potassium transporting ATPase interacting 1. Lineage: Eukaryota; Metazoa; Chordata; Amphibia; Anura; Bufonidae. Gene Ontology annotation, biological process: regulation of sodium ion transport. The transcript has 7 exons. The record is from RefSeq and is a predicted model, not a curated record. Bases 191 to 814 code for a protein of 207 amino acids.
CUCUCCUAUAUGGCAUGUAGAUUUGUAGGGUGGCAUUGCUAAACAUGGUCCUGUAAGCCAUCAGGCCUUUUCGUUACAGGGAAAAUGACGAAUAUCCUAGGCUGAGGAGCUGACAUUUGUAGGAUUACGCUAUCGGAUCAGGAUUGUCUACACCAAAGCCUGCUGUUUGUGGGAUCGCAAGCUGUCCACUAUGGGCAAAUGUACUGGGAGAUGUACCUUGGUUGGAAUCUGCUGCCUGCAGCUGGCAGCAGCUCUACAGAGGCAAAUAUUUGACUUCCUCGGCUACCAGUGGGCUCCAAUAUUAGCCAAUUUCCUGCACAUUAUGGCUGUCAUCCUGGGGAUAUUCGGCACUUUACAUUACAGAUCUAGAUACUUGAUCUUGUAUUCUGUAUGGCUGGCAUUAUGGGUGGCAUGGAAUGCCUUUAUAAUCUGUUUCUACUUGGAAGUGGGGCAUUUAUCACAGCACAGGGACCUGAUAAUGAAUUUUAACACCUCCCUGCAUCGGUCAUGGUGGAUGGAGAAUGGACCGGGCUGCCUUGUGACACCUGUUCGUACACCACCUCUGUCACUGGCAGAUCAUCACAUGGUCACAGUGACUGGCUGUCUUCUCGACUAUCCCUACAUUGAAGCGCUGAGCAGUGCACUACAGAUCUUCCUGGCACUCUUUGGCUUUGUGUAUGCCUGUUAUGUCAGCAAAGUUUUCAUGGAUGAAGAAGACAGCUUUGAUUUCAUUGGCUCCUAUGAUUCCUACGGAUAUCAGGCUCCCAUGAAGACAUCACACCUCCAGUUGCAGCCACUCUACAAGCCUGGCUAGAGCUACUCCAUGAGUCUUCAUUCACUACACAUUUUACCCAGUCGAUGCCCUUCCUGUAUCUCUUCACAUCUCAUUUAGGUUCCCCACUUAUAUUCCUGAUCAGUGGUCGAAAUGCCUUAAAACACCUUAACACAGCAGUAGCAAUGUUCAGAUGUAUCUGGACUGGUUGCACGCAUUUAGCAUUGCAACUAUGUUUUUAAAUAUGGAUUGCAAUGACUGGCAGUACAGUGGUAUGCGUUGGCUGGUUUCAUCAUAACUAGCUAUGUGUCAAACACUGAUCCCUGGAAAGUAGAGGUAGUAAUGGCAGCCCAAGAGGUUAGGUAGAUAAUACAAAAUUAUUUGUUAGAAAAAGAAAAUCCAUGUCAAUUAGACCACUCUUAGACUUAGUAUGAAGAGGAGAUUUAAAGUUUUUGUUUAAGUCUUUUUGUUUUCAAUUCAGGAGGAACAGUAGACCUUGCCAAACAAUAUAGUGUUGAGGGAUUGUCAUAUUUUAGAUAUCCAGUUAUCACCCAUCAAUACGUUAAAUUCGUCAAACCAUACCAAGUUUCAGAAAAUGUGUAGUACUUCCUAGAACAGGACUAUAGGUUGACACACAUGUAGUCAUAGCACUUUUCCGAGAAGCGAGUGAAAAUCUACAACUCUGGAACAUUGCUGAAGACCCAAUAAUGAAUCAAAAUAGCUAUUUGGCUAUUUGACUGUGUACCUUCACAAACUAGCUUAGCAUCUACUGUUCUUUUUUGUAUAUGUACCAUUACAUCGGUGCACCAAGGUCAGUUGUAGAACUGCAAGAGUUAUAUAUAGUAUAUAUGCACUUUUAUAGCCAUACUUUUUCAACUUUGCAAAUAGCCUUCAUUUUAAAAUGAAAUCCUUCAGUUUUGUGUAUUCCGUUACUAUGCAGACUUAUUUGUCUCUUAGCAUACAACUACAAGGGCAAAUAGCAAUCAGGAUUAAUUUGUAGUCUGUAACCAUGGAAACAAAUACAUCUGGAUAAAGGGUGUAUACACAAAAUAAUAGAAUUUUGUUUUUAAUUGGGAGUAUUUACAAAGUUGCUAAAAAUAAAAUGGCUACAAAAGGGCAUUUUAAGUAUUACAAAAAUGUGUAGGUUAUCACAAAAUAUGUGGUUGCACUGUCAAUGUCUAUUUACGAUAGCUAAAAACUUCAAACGAAGACAUAGUUGGAACAAUGGUCAGAUAAGAAAACUGUACAUA